AUGGAGACGCUGACCCGCAAGCCGCGCGCGGGCCCGGUGGCCGUCGCCACGAACGCUAGCCUGAGCCUUUCCUUCAAGCUGCCCGCCGCCUUUGCCGCGUCGCUCGCGCAGUCUGCGCCGGCGCCAGCUCGGGACGCGUGGGAGAGCGACGAGGACGAGUCGUGGGAGACCAAGGUCGACGUGCUGCUGCAGGUGGCACCGAUUGAAGACACGACCAUGGGCGCGUGGCAGGACGACCUCGAGGCGUUUCCAGAUGCGUUCCCGCUCCUGCUCGUGAACCUCUCGCGCUUGAGCCUCGAGCAUAUGGGCGCGCCGCUCGCCACCAACGACGACGCGGCGCGCGUCUCGGCGUCCAUCCAAGACGUCUUUGACUCGUCCAAGUUUUCGUACGUGAUUGAAACGCUCUUUGAACAAGAGAUUGCGAUCCAUACGACGUACGGCGCCUGCAAGUCGUACCUGGCCUACCUGCACGGGCAGUCCAAGGACGUGUGGGCGACCGUCGACUACCCGGCGCGUGUCGAUGACGAAGUGCCACUGAGCGAGCUCCUCGCGGUCAUUGAGCGGCCAACGCAGUGGGCGAGCGUGAACCACAUCAAGGAGUACAUGGCCAAAACGUCCCGCGACAUCAAGUGGAAGGCGCAGGUGCUCGAAGAACUCGAGUACUUGGCGGCGUUCGAGCAAGACGUGAAAGAUGCCGCCGACGCGCAGCUUCGCCUCGACAUUCAAAACCUCUCGGGUCUGCGAGACUCGCUGCUGCAGAAGCUCGCGGUGCCAGGGAAGAAGAAUGCAAUGAGCCGGCGUCUCGACAAGAUGCAGCUCGAGAGCGUCGAGACGCAGCUCGCGCCGCUGUUGGAAACUUUUCUCGCACCGCCGGCGCCGCCGGCCAAGUUUUCAGACGCCGCUACGUACACAAAGGCGGGUUUGGACUCGGGCAACACGGGCGUCCUCGACAUGAUCCUCUCCAUGGUGUUUUCCCGACUACCGCAGCCACCGGCAUUGGCGCUCGAUGCGCAUUUUACCUCGCUGGUACAGUCGCACGAACACGUCCGGCAUCUUUGGCUCCAGGAUUUUGGACGCCUGCCCCCCCGCACGACGGUCGACGACGACGGCGACGUGGUCGAAGUCGAAGCACCAAACAUCGAACACAUGGUACGAGAAGAAGACGUUGCACCGGUUGGCGUCGAGCCGCCGACACGGGACAUGGCCGAAGACGACGAGGAUAUUGAGAAUGAGGCGCCGAUCGAUGCUGGCAACGAGAGCGAUGCGUACAAGGGCGAUGCCGACGACGACGAAAACGAUUCGGAAGCGGAAGCCGCGGCCGCGCGCAAGCGGCAAAAAUCCAAGCAGAAAAAGGCCAAGAAAAAGGUCAAAAAAGCAAAAGAAAUGGCCGACUUUACGCCGUUUGCAUGCGUGCGCGGCCUCGCGCUGCUCAAACUCUCGGAAGACGAGCAACAGCUGUACGGCUAA
Molecule: messenger RNA, 1467 nt
Organism: Saprolegnia parasitica CBS 223.65
Lineage: Eukaryota; Oomycota; Saprolegniomycetes; Saprolegniales; Saprolegniaceae
Exons: 2
Coding region: 1-1467 (488 amino acids)
Source: RefSeq, a predicted model, not a curated record